Adineta steineri is the source of this 1005-nucleotide messenger RNA. The record is from the annotation of a GenBank genome assembly. Lineage: Eukaryota; Metazoa; Rotifera; Eurotatoria; Adinetida; Adinetidae.
AUGAAAUCUUCUCUACAUAUUAAAUUUAUAGGUAUGAGUAUUCAGAAAAAUGACUGUGCUUUAUUUCCUGGCCAACAAAUUAUUGCAACAUCAGUUGGUGCUAUGUGUACAGCUUUGUUAAUGACACCAUUUGAUGUUGUUAGAAUACGAUUACAAUCACAACAACAACCAUUAUCUAAAGGCGAUUGUUUUGUAUUUCGUAAUGGACUUGGUGAUCAUGUUUGCAGUUGUUUUAAUGAAACGAAAGCAGUACCAUGGUAUAAUCGAUCAAUCCCUGGACAAUAUAGUGGUACAAUAGAUGCUUUGUUAAAAAUUACGCGUAGUGAAGGUAUUCGAUCAUUAUGGUCAGGUUUACCACCAACUCUAGUUAUGUCAUUACCAAAUACAGUUAUUUAUUUUACUGCCUAUGAACAAUUAAAAUGUGUUAUGGGUUAUAAAAGAACGAAUUUAAAUCCAAUUAUACCUGGUAUUGCAGGUGGAUCAGCAAGAAUGUUAGCUGUAGUUGUUACAAGUCCAUUAGAAUUAAUACGAACGAAAAAAAUGUCACAACAAUUAUCAUAUAGUGAUUUAUUAAAGAUAUUAAGAGUAUCAAUUGAAGCCGAUGGUUUUCGUUCAUUAUGGAGAGGACUUAUACCAACUAUUUGGAGAGAUUUACCAUUUAGUAUUUUCUAUUGGUCUUCAUAUGAACAAUUAAAAUUAUUUAUUACGAAAAAAUUUGGUGCAACACAAACAUUAAGUGCUUUUUAUUCUGGAGCAACAGCUGGUGCCUUAGCAACUAUUCUUACACAUCCAUUUGAUACUGUUAAAUCUAUUCGCCAAGUUCAAAUAGGUAAUAAUCAACCACAAAAAACUGAUCGUACAAUUUAUAUUCUUCGUAAAAUGUUGAGAGAACAAGGCCUGCAAAGUUGGUAUAAAGGUCUCAUUCCACGUUUGUUAAAAGUUUCGCCAGCAUGUGCUAUUAUGAUUUCAACGAUUGAAUUCUUCCGUGAACAUGUAUUUAAGUAA